Olea europaea var. sylvestris is the source of this 2110-nucleotide messenger RNA. Its product is annotated as protein NRT1/ PTR FAMILY 6.2-like. Gene Ontology annotation, cellular component: membrane. The transcript is spliced from 6 exons. Bases 125 to 1870 code for a protein of 581 amino acids. Gene Ontology annotation, molecular function: transmembrane transporter activity. NCBI's taxonomy places the organism in Eukaryota, Viridiplantae, Streptophyta, Magnoliopsida, Lamiales, Oleaceae. Gene Ontology annotation, biological process: transmembrane transport; oligopeptide transport. The record is from RefSeq and is a predicted model, not a curated record.
AUAAGAAGGGCUCCAGGAACUACUAACCAGUGAAGUAGAGGGGACAGAGAGAAUUCCACAGUUUCCUAACAUAACACACACAAAUAUAUCUUUUCUCAGUGCUCUCUUUCUGAAUUUCUGAGACAUGGAGGAAAAGAUUGUUUCUUCUGCAGCAAAUGCAUUAGACUACAAAGGAUUCCCAGCUGACAAGUCCAAAACUGGUGGCUGGAUACCUGCUUCUCUAAUCUUAGGAAUAGAAUUCUGUGAAAGGCUAUCUACAAUGGGAAUAGCUGUAAACCUUGUGACCUAUUUGAUUGGAACAAUGCAUCUCCCAAGUGCUACUUCUGCUAAUAUUGUAACAGAUUUUAUGGGAACCUCUUUUCUUCUGUGUUUGCUUGGGGGAUUUCUUGCAGACUCUUUUUUGGGCAGAUACAGAACAAUUGCAAUUUUUGCACUUGUCCAGACCAUUGGUACAGGCAUGUUAGCUAUAUCAACAAAGCUUCCACAGCUUCGUCCGCCUGUUUGCCAAGCAGAAUCGCCCACCCUGUGCAAACAAGCAACAGGAUCUCAAAUGUCAGUUCUAUAUGCAUCUCUAUUUCUUAUAGCAGUAGGAACUGGAGGCCUAAAAUCAAGUGUAUCAGGUUUUGGAACAGAUCAAUUUGACGAAAAUGACGAAAAGGAAAAGGCAAAAAUGAAUCUCUUUUUUGGGAGGUUUUUUUUCUUUGUUAGCCUGGGAACACUGAUGGCUGUUACAGUUCUUGUUUACAUUCAAGAUGAAUUAAGCCGGAGUUUGGGUUAUGGGAUUUGUUCUGUGUCCAUGUUUACAGCAAUUUUGAUAUUCCUGGCUGGAACAAGAAGAUACAGAUAUAAGAAAUGUGCAGGAAGUCCAGUAGUGCAUAUUUUACAGGUUAUAGUGGCUGCUGUUAGAAAGAGAGAUGUCCAUAUCCCAACAAAUGAGAAUUUGUUGUAUGAAACAGCUCCGGAGGGCUCAAGGAUUUGUCAGUCGGGUCAGUUCAGAUUCUUGGACAAGGCUGCAGUGAUCAUAAAAGAAGACCAUGCAACAAAUAAUAUUAUGUCUCCAAAUCCAUGGUGUAUUUCUUCUGUGACAAAGGUAGAGGAAGUGAAAAUGAUGAUCAGACUUUUACCAAUUUGGGCUACUACAAUUAUAUUUUGGACAACAUAUGCCCAGAUGAUUACAUUCUCUGUAGAACAAGCCUCUACAAUGAAAAGAAACAUCGGAAGUUUCCAAAUUCCGUCUGGUUCCUUAACUGUCUUCUUUGUAUCAGCCAUAUUAAUCAGUUUGGCAGUUUAUGACCGUCUGAUCAUUCCUAUAUGGAAAAAAUGGAAAGGAAAACAAGGUUUCACAAAUCUACAAAGAAUAGGCUUAGGUCUAUUCCUAUCAGCACUAGGCAUGGCAGUUGCAGCAAUUGCAGAGAAGAAGCGCUUGUCAGUGGUGACAAAAUUUGGUCGAAACACCCAAAAUCUACCCUUAAGUGCGUUCAUUUUGAUCCCACAGUUUAUCCUUGUGGGCUCUGGAGAAGCAUUUAUAUACACUGGACAGUUAGAUUUCUUCAUAACCCAAUCACCAAAAGGGAUGAAAACAAUAAGCACCGGCAUAUUUUUGACAACUCUUUCAUUUGGAUUCUUUCUCAGUAGCCUUUUGGUAUCCGUUGUUAAGAAAGUGACCACAUAUGGUGGAAGAAAUGGUUGGGUUGGGGACAGAAUUAAUAAUGGAAGACUGGAUUGUUUUUAUGGCCUCUUGGCCAUACUAAGUUUCAUCGAUUUUGGGAUUUAUCUUGUUUGUGCUGCAUGGUACAGAAAACAUACAGCAGAGAAGAAUUUACAGGCAGAAAUGGUUGCUAAUAAGGGUUCCCCUACUGAGAAGUGCUAAUCUACGUACAACGUUAUAUAGCAUCAAAGAAACCAAAACUGUUGCUAAUCACCGUUCCUCUGUCACUCUCGUUUUGUUUGGUGAAGUCAAUUUUAUAAUGUCUUGUAGCAUCAAAAAGAGAAACUGAACAUGAAUCUGUUUGUUUUUAAGUACAACAUACCAAACAUGAGAUAUCAUUUGGUCCUCUUUGUACAGUUGCAUGGUAUGGUUGACGGGAAUAAGAAUCUUUAUAAUUUUUAA